AGUUGAGGCUAUGGCCGGCUCUCGAUCAGUGACGUUCGUUGUAACAAGCGUUGACGCCAAAGAAAAAGAAGAUGAAGAGAGCGAGGAAAAAAAUGAAGAAAGCGAAGAUCAAGCUUGCAACAGAAGGAGUGGAGAUGCACGAACGAAUAAGGAAACGGAUGGCCUCACCGACAACGAAAUGUAUAACGUUGUGGAGGAAGACAAGGAUAUGGCACUCUACGAGGAAGAGUUCCACCGGAGACCGAAAAUUUCUCAAAUUAUCAGCAAUUUAGCAAACUACGAAGGCGGGGUUGAGCCAAACGUUGGAACAUUGGAUAAUCAGGAGAAAAAACCUAAACGCAAUAAACUUGGAACGUUACUAGGUGUAUAUUUUCCAUGCAUUCAAAACAUUUUCGGUGUCAUUCUCUUUAUACGUUUAGUAUGGGUUGUUGGAACGGCUGGAUGGUUGGAAGGUUUUUUUAUUGUAUUCAUCUGUUGCUGUACAACCUUGCUUACCGCAAUUUCUAUGUCUGCCAUUGCGACGAACGGGGUCGUACCUGCAGGUGGUUCCUAUUUUAUGAUAUCACGGUCCCUGGGUCCGGAGUUCGGUGGAGCUGUCGGUAUUUUGUUUUAUCUUGGAACGAGCGUUGCAUCAAGCAUGUACAUUGUUGGUGCUGUAGAAAUAUUACUGGAAAAAGAAGUUAACAGCGAUUGUAAGGGAAACUAUUUUUCUUUUGUACAGCAAUAUAUGGCGCCAGCUAUGUCAAUAUUCGGCGAUGUAACAAAUCCAGUCAAUGCAUCUAAUAAUUACCGUGUUUACGGAACGAUUUUACUGCUGAUUUUGUUCGUUUGGGUUUUCCUCGGUGUAAAAUUCGUCUCAAAGUUUGCAACUGUAGCUUUGGCUUGUGUAAUAUUCAGUAUAUUAUCUAUUUAUAUUGGAAUCUUUGCCGCUAAAAGUGGUCGGGGACCUAAAAUUUGCAAGCUGGGAGAGCGAUUGUUAACUUCCGAUUUAGUAGAUGGUAAUUGCCAACACGGAUUUGGCAAUAACAGCAUAUACUUAAAUUUUUGCGGCAAAUCUGAAGUUUUCAUAAAUAAUACAAAAUAUAAUAUACCCGAACUCAAUUACGAGAACUGUUCGAUGAUCCCACAAGAAAUUAAGGGACAACUUCAACCAGAAUGUAAAUUUUUUUGUGAAAAUGAAGUAAAUGAAAUUUGGGGAAUACCCGGUCUACCCUCAGGAGUUAUAAAAGAUAAUCUAAAGAACAGAUACAGCAAAGAAGGCUCUAGAAUUGGUGAAAACGAACCUGGAAAUCGGAGCAGGGGCGAAAUUGUAGCAGAUAUUGCUACAUCAUUCACGAUACUUUUGGCAAUCUUCUUUCCAUCCUGUACAGGAAUAAUGGCGGGAUCAAAUAGAUCAGGUGAUCUAGCUGACGCUUCAAAGUCUAUUCCAGUUGGAACUAUUAUGGCAAUUCUAACGACUUCUUUUGUCUAUUUGUCGUCUGUCAUUUUCUUUGGAAGUACCAUUGAAGGACAAUUACUCCGGGACAAAUUUGGAGAGAGUAUCGGUGGUCGGUUGGUUGUGGCGGAAUUAGCCUGGCCAAAUCCAUGGGUUAUAUUAGUUGGGUCUUUUUUGUCUACUGUUGGUGCAGCGUUGCAAUCGUUGACUGGUGCUCCACGUUUAUUGCAAGCGAUUGCUGCCGACGGCGUUAUUCCUUUCUUGGGGAAAUUUGCUAAGACGACCAAGCGGGGGGAACCUCUGUUAGCCUUAUUGAUGACGGCUUUCAUUUCAGAAAUUGGUAUCGUCGUGGCAAAUCUCGAUUACAUUGCUCCAAUUAUCACUAUGUUCUUCCUUAUGUGUUACGGGUUCGUAAAUUUGGCUUGCGCUUUACAAACAAUUCUAAAGACGCCUUCUUGGAGGCCACGUUUUAGAUAUUAUCACUGGUCGUUAUCGCUAUUGGGUCUGGCUCUUUGUAUUGCUCUAAUGUUUAUAUCUUCAUGGUAUUUUGCUAUUGGCGCCAUUGCUUUAGCUGCAGGAGUUUACAAGUAUAUCGAAUUUAAGGGAGCUGAGAAGGAAUGGGGAGACGGAAUUCGAGGUCUUGCGAUGUCGGCUGCUCGGUACGCUUUACAUAGACUUGAAGAAGGACCACCUCAUGUGAAGAAUUGGCGACCGCAAUUAUUACUUCUAGUCCCGGUCGAUGAAAAUUUAAAGCCUUGUCAUAAACGAAUGCUGACGUUUGCAAGCCAAUUGAAAGCUGGUAAAGGGUUAUCCCUUAUUUCUACUGUUCUCGAAGGCAAAUUGGAUGAAAGAUUCGCCGAUGCCCAAGCGGCAAAGCAGGAAAUAAUGUCAGCUUUGCAAACUGAAAAGAUAAAGGGAUUCGUAGAUGUUAUCGUUGCAAGAGACGUAGUCGACGGAUUGUGUCAUGCGAUUCAAGCAUCCGGUAUUGGUGGUCUUCGUCACAAUACAAUCAUGCUUAAUUGGCCUUAUGGUUGGAGGCACAAUCCGGAUGAGAAGGCUUACAGAGUUUUCAUUGAAACUGUCCGAAACGUUUCAGCUUGCCAUCAUGCUAUUCUUAUUCCAAAAGGUAUUGACAUGUUUCCAGAGAGCACAGAUAGACUUCAGGGAAAUAUCGACAUUUGGUGGAUCGUACACGACGGUGGUCUACUCAUGCUUUUACCAUUCCUUUUAACUCAGCAUAGAAUAUGGUCAAAAUGUAAAAUGAGAGUUUUUACCGUUGCUCAACUUGAAGACAACUCCCUUCAGAUGCAAAAAGAUAUAAAGAAACUUCUGUAUCAUCUACGUUUGCAAGCUGAUGUUGAAGUAGUUGAGAUGGCGACCAAUGAUAUAUCAGCCUAUACUUACGAAAGAACACUAAUGAUGGAACAAAGAAAUGAAAUGUUGAGACAAAUGAGAUUGAAUAAAGGAAAGUUGAAUUUGCAACCAGAGAUAAUAAGAGACAAAUCAAGAAAGAGUUCCGUAGUAGAAUCAAAAAUAUCUAUUGAACCUUCGCAAGAUAAAGAGGAAGAGCUAAACGUAUCAGACUUAAAUCAAUUCACAUACAGUCCUCCAAGAGAUAAAUCUUCGAAGACUUCCAACUCAAGUAACUUGAUGAGUAUUAAACCGGACCAGAGGAAUGUUCGGAGAAUGCAUACGGCUGUGAAGCUGAAUGAGACUAUCGUCAAUAAAUCGCACGAUUCCCAAUUAGUUAUUAUGAACUUACCAGGGUUACCUAAACACGCUCGAGGAGAGGAGAGUUACAUGGAGUUUUUAGAAGUUUUAACCGAAGGCUUGAAUCGAGUUUUACUUGUUAGGGGUGGUGGCAGAGAAGUCAUUACGAUAUAUUCUUAG
Molecule: messenger RNA, 3325 nt
Organism: Dimorphilus gyrociliatus
Lineage: Eukaryota; Metazoa; Annelida; Polychaeta; Dinophilidae
Source: the annotation of a GenBank genome assembly